This is a messenger RNA of Ectocarpus siliculosus, 5208 nucleotides long. NCBI's taxonomy places the organism in Eukaryota, Phaeophyceae, Ectocarpales, Ectocarpaceae. The record is from the annotation of a GenBank genome assembly.
AUGCCGUCGGGCACCGAGAUCUGGGCGGAGGAUGAGGCCGAUGGAGGAGAUGAGGUUUGGAUGCUUGCGGAGGUCUUGCGGCAAGAUAACACUAUGCUUACUGUGCGCAAGAAGAGGACAGGAGAGGAGCUUGCGAUCGAUUUGGGCUUCGGAGAGACGUACCCGCCGAACCCGAAGGUGGUGGCGGACAUGACGUCCCUGCACCACAUUCACGAAGCUGGUAUCCUUCACAACUUGAGGGAGAGAUCUAAACUUCAGGAUCAACGACCGUACACCUUCAUGGGCACUAUCCUGAUUGCUGUUAACCCGUUGCGGAGAGUGCCGAACCCGGAAAUGACCGACUACAUGGAUCGCUCCCUCAAUCCAGAGACUCCGCAUCCUUACGCUAUCGCUGAGCUGGCCUACCACCAGAUGCGCCUCGGUGCCGGCCGUAAAGUCGCCAACCAGUCUAUCGUGGUGUCGGGAGAGAGCGGCGCAGGAAAGACUGAGACCAGCAAGAUUAUUCUCACCUUCCUGACACACCGAUCAGUGGGGGGCGUGGCGAGCUUGGACCAGAAGGUGGUGGACUCUUCUCCGAUCUUGGAGUCUUUCGGUAACGCUAAGACCCUGAGGAACAACAACUCGUCGCGGUUCGGAAAGUUCUUGAAGCUGCAGUUCACCAAGGACAAGUACCGCCUAGCGGGGGCGUUCAUCGAGACCUAUCUGCUGGAGAAGAGCCGCGUGCUUACCCAGGGCAAGGGCGAACGGAACUUUCACAUCCUCUACCAGCUGGUGGCCGGAGCUUCGGGCGUAGGCAUUGAUCUCAAGCUGCAAGACGUGGAGUCGUACAAGAUCCUCUCCCAGAGCGACUGCACCACCCUGGACGACGUAGAUGACGCGGCGGAGUUCAGGACGGUAAAAGGCGCGUUCGACACGAUUGGGAUGGGCGAGGAGUCACAGCUGCAGGUCUGGCAAAUGCUGGCAUCGGUGCUGCACCUGUCGAACGUGGAGUUCGACAAGGUGGACCACGAGCAGGGAGAAAUCGCCACCAUCUCUGAUCGCGAGGCCCUGUCGACGCUGGCAGCGCUCCUCGCCGUUGAAGAGUCGGCACUGGAGGCGAUGCUCACACAGAGGGUGGUAGUUACCCGGGGGGAGACUUUCACCAAGCAGCUGAGCGCGGCGGACGCCAACCUGACGCGUGACGCUAUCGUCAAGUCGCUCUACGAGGCCUUGUUCUUGUGGAUUGUGUCGGUCAUCAACACGUCCCUGGGCAAGGGCGAGGACAGCUUGCCAUUUAUUGGGGUGCUGGACAUCUUCGGUUUCGAGAACUUCGACACCAAGAACGAGUUCGAGCAGCUGCUCAUCAACUUCACCAACGAGAGCCUCCAGGACACCUUCAACAAGCAGGUCUUCAACAACGAGCUCAAGCUGUACGAGGAGGAGGGGAUCGACGUGGUCGUAUCCACUUGCCCCGACAACGCCGAGUGCAUCUUGAUGCUCUCCACCAAACCCAAAGGCAUCAUCCCCAGCUUGGAUAAUGUGUGUGCCGAGCCCAACCCCAGCGAUGCCCGAUACCUAGACGGGUUGCACAAGACCUACGCGCGACACCAAGACUUCCCGCGGACCCAACCGAGGGACAUGCGCGAAAACUUUUGGGUGAAGCACUACGCCGGCAAGGUGAAGUACACCGUGGAGGGGUGGGUCGAGAGGAACAUGGACCGCAUUCCAGAAUCGUUCGGUGGCACUCUGGCUGCCAGCACGCACGCGGUCGUAAGGGCAUCGACCAGCAUGUAUGGCCAGCCCCCGACCGGCGCUGCUGCCAAAGCAAAGCCCACACGAUCACGCAAGACCCUAGUGAAGCCGACCGUGGCCAAGGCUUUCCUGGCAUCCAUGCAAGACCUCAACAUGACGCUGCUCAGCACCACCUGCAACUUCAUUCGCUGCAUCAAGCCCAACGCGGCUAUGAAGUGCGGCGUGUUCAACAACAGGUAUGUUGUGGAGCAGCUUCAGUGCCUGGGUAUCCUUCAGACGUGCGAGGUGCUCAAGGUCGGGAUGCCCACUCGUGUAACGUACACCGAGCUCAAGGAGGUCCUAGGAGAAAACGCUGCACAGGCGGAGAAGCUGUUCGAGGGAGAGCCGGAGACCGCCUUGAUCGCGGGCAUCCUGUGGGCAUUCGAGGUCCCUUCGGAAGUGUUCCGGUUGGGCAGGACGCGCGUCUUCUUCCGCGCGGGUCAGAUCUCCACCCUUCAGAAGAUUCUCAACGAGACCGGUCCGGAGAAGGGCCCCUGGAUCUUCGAUAGGCUGCAGCAGGCUCUGGCCAACAGGCACAAGGCCAAGAAGGCCGCCAAGGAGGCUAAGGCUGCGGUGGAUAGCGCCUUAGCGGCAGUCAUGGAGGCGCAGGAGAUGACCACAAAGGCCAUCGGGGCGGAGCAGAAAGAUGAAGACGGGGCGGCUACCCGCCCCCCACCCGAGUCCAUCUUGAGCGACGACGAUGAGUACAAGCUUGAGUCGGCGGUGAAGAAGGCUCGCAUCGCGGGCAACAGCAUCCCGCAGGUGAAACUGUUGAUCCAGGCAGCGAAAGAGGACGAGAUCGGCACGUACGUAGUGGGGGCCUUCGAGCGCGUGAUGACUGCGUCUGAGGAAGCUACCAAGACCAUUCAAGCAUCGUCCACCAAGGCCGAGGAGCUGGAUGUGUUAACGCGUACGGCCAAGGGAGGCGACGCGGCCCAGGAGAUCCGGAAGCUGGAAGACUCUCUCAAGCGACUCCGCCGAUCGUUCCAAGAAACCAAGGAUUUAGCCACCGGCGCAGAAGAGGCUGCAGCCAAGUGCCAGGUAGAAAAGACACAGGAGCGUGUGGAGGAGACGAAGCGGAAGGCUUCUGGUGUUGCCGUGGAGGCUGCUGCCGUGGUGAGCGGGGCCAAGGGUAUCGCGCAGGCUGCCGAGCGACAGCUUCAGGCCUUGAGCAAGGCCAACGAUUUGCUUCCGAGCGUCAAUGCCGCGACGGAGGAAGCCCUGACGGCCUUCAGCUCGUUCAAGAACUUGAUUGCCGAAACAAGCAAGAAAGAGACGGCGGCGAAGGAGGCUAGCGAUGCCAAGGCAGAGGCAGAGGCCGCAGCCAGAAGGCAGCAGGCAACGGCCAAGGCCAGGAUGGAAUCUACCAAGUCAUCGAUGAAGAACCUGUCGCUCAGCGCGAGCGACGCAGACGACCAUUUGGCAGCCUUGCCAUCGGCGGCUCCAGGCAGGGGCCAGCGCGGCCGAAUGCUGAAGAAGCAGGCCUCACAAUCUGUCAAGAAUCUUCUCGACACCGUCGGCACGCCGGACACGAGUGUGUCGCCCAACCGUAAGAUGAAGAGCGACGAAGACAACGUAAGCGGGCCGGCUGUGGUGGGGCCGGGCCCCGGUGGGAUGAUGUUCGGCGGCGGUGCUCGGGCGUUCAAGGAGAUGUUCGAGGAGGCAAUGAAAGGCGGAUGUGUCGAGGGUCACCUGAUGAAGCAGAGCAAAUACUUCUCUCGCUGGAAGCCCCGCUACUUCCGACUCGAAGACGGGUACCUCACCUACUACGACAAGAAGUCGUUGGUUGGAACGAACAAGAACAAGGGUAUGGAACUCACGGCGCAUUCCAUCACGUCUUACACCAACACCAAGAACUGCUUCUGCGUACGCACCGGAGAGGCUGUUUGGUUCCUCCUCGGGAAAGACGAGCUGGCCUUGAACAAAUGGAUGACGGCCAUCAACGCACAAAUCCACGGCCUGUUCAUCAAGCUCUACAAUGUGCCCGAGGACAACUACUGGAGCCAAGGGACGAAUGGCCGCUUCUUCUACCGCAUGGUGGAUGAUGCGCUGCCGCAGUGGAUACGAACAUACCCUGAACAGGCGGCGCCCCGGACCGGGGAUGGAUUGUUCCCGGGAGAGGUCAUCGAAGUCGCACAGACACUCACCAACAAGGAGACAGAGUUUCUGCGCAUUGGCAACGAUCGAGGAUGGACGUACGCCAAGAACCCGGCGGAUGGCUCCACCCUGUUUGAGGAGAUCGAUGGCGAGGUUGUCCCAGACACGAGAAACUAUGGCUUCCCCCCUAGCGCCAAGGACCCCAUCCCACUCCUCUUCGGGCCCGGCCUAGAAUCCCAACAGACGGGCGAAGCACUUAUCCCGGGAGAACGAGCGGAAGCUAUGGAGCGCUUCACACCCGGGGACGGAUCGGGCGUGGUGUUCAUCAAGUUGAAAGACGGUCGAGGUUGGGUUCCAGUGAGGAAGAGGAACGGAUCCUUCGGUGUCACCCCCACCGAACUCUGAGUAGUAUAUCUGCGCAAAAAUGCCCACCCUUUUCAGAAACAUUUUUCGUUUCGAUGCUGCGGCUCCAUCGCGGUGUCCCCGGUUGCGAAGUGCCAAGUCGCAACUCUCGACAUGUGGAGUUCCUAUUUGUUUUCCCACGGCGCCGCAGUGGCUUGUGUAAGUGCGCGGCAUACAGUAUUUUAGACGUGGUACUCGUGGGGUGGGAGGUGUGUCGGCAGGGGACGGGGUAAGGGAAGAACAGAGGCGGUAAGCCUCGAAUUAUCUUCAGCAUGGUUAAUAGUGAUUAUUUUUCGCGACACAGGUAGUGCGUUUUCGUUGCGCAUGUCAGCACGUAGUUUUUUCCUGGUUCGCUGCGUGAAGUGCUGGCUGGCAUGGUGACGUCACCGAUGUGCACCACGUAAUUGUAUUUUGAAAGACGGUGGUUGCAUUCUGCCUGAUGCGAUGAUGGGAAAGCAUGUGGUUUUGAGUUUUGCUUGCGAAUAAACGAAAGUGUCAUUUUUGGUUGUCCAUGUUCUUUCACGUCCUAUGUUUUGUUGCAAGGGUGGGGCAGGCUUCGUCGAAGCGAGCCUGUCAUCUGUUCGUUUUGUGUUUGAUGUGGUUUUGCUUUGCGGCGUGAACCUUUGCUCUUGUAGGUUUUGGCCGGUAGAGAUACGCGUUAGUUGUUUAUGGGUACUUCCUUGGUUCGAAAGUGCGAAAAAGAGCGCCCUCCGGUUGUUGGUUCUUGGAAGGGUAUUAAUAUGUAGCAGAAACGGGGUGCGACGUACAGAUCAGUAUCACCUCAGAUAGAUCCCAAAAACCUGUGAUUUUAGGUAUUUCCCCGAUAUGGCGGUCUAAUGGGUAACCUUGUAAACCUACUAGUAGCAGGUUGUCGGUGUUCGAGUGUCUCUCGGGAGUGAAGACUUUAAAGUUGUGCGGUGGCAAACAAUUGAAGCCGUG